GUCCGCGAGCUGGGCCCCGAGGAGGUGCGCUGGUUCUACCGCGAGGAGCAGCGCAAGAGCUGGAAGCCCUUCAUCGGCUACGACUCGCUGCGCCUCGAGCGGGCCUACCGGGCCCUGCCGCGCCGCCCGACGCCCGAAGAAGAAGGUGGAGGAGGAGGCGGUGGCGCAAGCAGCCCGGAGAGACCCUCGAGCCCCGAGCCGGUGUGUGUCCGCGGCGGCCUCUACGAGGUGGACGUGGCCCACGCCGAGUGCUACCCGGUCUACUGGCACCAAUCAGAAAAAAUCCCUGUGAUGCGAGGGCAGUGGUUUAUUGAUGGGACGUGGCAGCCCCUGGAGGAAGAAGAAAGUAAUCUGAUAGAACAGGAACAUCUCAGCUGUUUCAAAGGGCACCAGAUGCAGGAGAACUUUGACAUGGAAGUCUCAAAACCUUUAGAUGGAAAAGAGGUUAUCUACUACUUCCCUUCCUUCUCCCUCCAUUCUCUGUUCAAAUGGAGAGGAUAUAAGGAGAAUGCAGAGGCAACAGGGCUUAAGCGCAAGCGGUCUGAAGCUAUUCAUAGCUUGAAGCUGAGCCGAAGCCAUGUCGACUGGCACAGUGUGGAUGAAGUGUAUCUUUACAGCGAUGCAACAACUUCGAAAAUUGCAAGGACUGUCACUCAGAAGCUGGGUUUUUCCAAAGGUAAGAUGCGAGACACCGCGAGGAAAAUAGAAGAAAAAUAUUUUUCCAACCAUGCAACGCAUGUUGAGUUCCUGCCCGUUGAAUGGAGAUCCAAACUUGCCCUUGAUGGGGACACGGUUGACUCUAUCACUCCAGAUAAAGUCCGAGGUUUAAGGGAUAUGCUUAACAGCAGUGCAAUGGACAUAAUGUAUUAUACAAGCCCCCUCUACAGAGACGAGCUGGUAAAGGGCCUUCAGCAGGAGCUGAAUCGCUUGUACAUGCUUUUCUGUUCUCGGAAUCCAGAGUUCACCGAAAAGGGUGGGAAAGUAUCCAUCGUGUCCCAUUCCUUGGGAUGCGUCAUCACCUACGACAUCAUGACGGGGUGGAAUCCAGUUAGACUGUACGAACAGUUACUUGAGAAGGAAUAUGACGACCUUGAGGACACGUGGAUGAGUUAUGAGGAGCAGCAUCUGCUAGAAGAGUUUUACUUAACCAAACAACGACUGAAGGAGAUAGAAGAGAGGUUGCACGGAUUGAAGACAUCCACUAUAUCAAAGACGCCUGCCUUAAAAUUCAAGGUUGAGAAUUUCUUCUGUAUGGGGUCUCCGCUGGCUGUGUUUUUGGCCCUGCGUGGCAUCCGUCCAGGGAACAGUGGAAGUCAAGAUCAUAUACUACCCAGAAGUAUUUGCAACCGGUUGCUCAACAUUUUUCAUCCAACAGAUCCCGUGGCCUAUAGACUAGAACCUUUAAUUCUGAAGCAUUAUAGCAACAUUUCCCCGGUCCAAAUCCACUGGUACAACACUACGAACCCUUUACCUUACGAGCACAUGAAGCCAAGUUUCCUCAAUCCUUCCAAAGAAUCUACCUCAGUCCCUGAGAGCGAAUCUCUCCCGACGAUACCCAGCCCCACAACGUCUCCCGUCCUGGCUCGACGGCCCUACGGGGAGUCUAUAACCAAUAUAGGCAAAGCAAGUAUUAUGGGAGCUGCAAGCAUCGGCAAGGGCCUCGGCGGGAUGCUCUUCUCACGUUUUGGGCGCUCGAGUGCUCCCGCCUCCCAGGUCCUCGAGGCAGGAAAGGACGGGGUGGAAGUCGAGGAGAAGAAGGUGGCCUUGAGCCAAACGUCCAUCGGGACUCAGACCUUCCCGCACAGCAGCUCCGGCUUCCUUGACCCAACACUGGAGCUGGAACAUCGGAUCGAUUUUGAGCUCAGGGAAGGCUUGGUGGAAAGCCGGUACUGGUCUGCGGUCACGUCGCACACAGCCUACUGGUCAUCUAUGGACAUAGCCCUCUUUCUGCUCACCUUCAUGUACAAGCAGGACCAAGAAGAGGACAACCUCAAGUCACACAUAGACUCUGUUUGAUUUCCGCUUUUGUGGGAGGGUAGGGGAGAACAGCAUUGGGAGGGGAGGGGAGGAAAGUCUGAGCUUGGCAAACAGCAGGCGACCAUCUGAAUGGGCAGCAUCUGUUUGCAAGGCAUGGUGGUUUCAGGUUUAAAUGCAUGUCUGGAUUUCUUAUGAGAUGAUUCGUCGUUCGAGCCACGUUUCCAGUUCUGUGCUAAUUGAGGCCUUCUUGGAAAGACGAAUCUCCGUUCCCACGCUUCCAACCCAGACGCAUCAGCCGGCUGUGGUUACGUCGGCAUCCGUGGUAGGGCGACUCCUUUAGAGAUCAGCUGUAAACCCUUGUUUAAGCAAGUUCGUUUUCUCAAAGUGCAAAGAUUAGUCUGCUAAAAUGGAAUUCAUUUUCCUUUAAGAAAAAGGCCUGCAAACCUCAAACAGCCACGGUCUGCGUCCUUAGUGCCAGUAAUUAAGAAGCAAAUGGGUAUCAUUGUGGUAAUCUGACGUCUUUUUCCCCUCUUGGGUCCACCGGGGAUUCCUCCCGAAAGGCAGACUCAGAAAGUUGUGCUAACAGAACUCAUUCAAGGCACUAACACUCGCAAACAGGCAUGGGGCAUAUAUUUUGAAAUACUGUAAUUAUAAUUUAUUAUUACCUCUGACUAAUUGUUUUGUUUUAUUCCACUGUGUAAAAAGCGUUACUUUUUCUACUGUUCGUUUCCCCCUGUUUCUUUUUUCCUUUGGAACAAGGAGACAUAAUUUUAAAGACCACAUUUAUUUUCUACAGUGUUAAGACUUUAUUCCUCAAGAUGACAUAUCUUUGUACUUCUCAAAUGGAGCUAUGGACACCGUGGGACACUUUUCAGUAUUUUUUCAUUAAAAAUAAACCUUUGUGGUAUCACACAAA
Messenger RNA from Pogona vitticeps (central bearded dragon), 2893 nucleotides. NCBI's taxonomy places the organism in Eukaryota, Metazoa, Chordata, Lepidosauria, Squamata, Agamidae. The record is from RefSeq and is a predicted model, not a curated record.